CCCAGAUCCGACCAGUCGCCUCAAUUCUCGUUACAUACAACUUUCUGCUUCGGUUCUAGAAGACAGCUGCGAGCAAUACCAUGAGCGUCACUGGCACCAACACGCGUCCGGGAACAUGGCAAGGCUUUAGACGGCCAGUGGCCCGUGGGUUUGCGUUCUAGUGACUUUUCCAGACAUUCGUGAUACCCAUUCGACCGCCAAAUGCCACUAUUAAUUUCUCUCGUCGCUUUUGGUACCUGCUAUUCUGCUCUACUGCUACUGCUGGGUACAGUAGUAUCCUUACUGUAUUGCUAGUCGCUGUCAGUCCGUCAUUUACAUCAGCGAUUCCAUCCUUGCUCCCUCCAUUUCGGCCGGGAGGGAAGACCACAUGCCAAAGAAACUUGAACUUGACCUUGAACCUCCCCGCCAAACUUGAAACCAACAGGUGAAAAAUCACCAUCACCAUCUACAACAACUGCUCCUGUACGGCUACUACUCUGCUUUCCCUUUGACGGCCUCGGCUCGGUUCCCUGAACGGCGACGACGACGACGCGACAGAGCCCUGAAAGUUAAAACAGUAACAGCAUCUAAUUCCUUCCGUUCCACUUGCCUGCGCUCCGAGAACAACUGCGCUGAACUGCGCUGCGCUGCCACCGGACCGCGACCGACCGGGACUCGCGGACCCAGAAACACUUUAAGUGAUACAUACAUUUCCCAAGCAUGGCUCCUACGGUCAAGCAGCGGAAGAUUGCCAUCCUGGGCAGUCGUUCGGUUGGCAAAUCGUCCCUCACGGUGCAAUAUUGCGAAGGCCAUUUCGUCGAGAGCUACUAUCCUACCAUCGAGAACACGUUUAGCCAUGAGAUCGUCUACAAGGGUCAGACGUAUCUGACUGAAAUCAUUGAUACCGCAGGACAGGAUGAAUACAGUCUGAUGAACUCGAAGCUAUAUAUUGGCAUCCACGGCUACUUGAUUGUGUAUUCGGUCGCGUCGAGGCAGUCGUUUGAAAUGGUUAGGAUUAUCAGGGAUAAGUUGUUGAAUCAUCUUGGCGCAGAUUCCGUCCCCAUCAUGAUCGUCGGCAACAAAAGCGACGUGGACGCCAAAAAGCAACGCAAAGUCUCGCCGGAGGAAGGCCAGAAGCUCGGCGAGGAACUUCACUGCGGUUGGAUCGAGACGAGUGCCAGAAACAACAUCAAUGUCGCAAAGGCCUUUGAGAUGAUGAUUGCCGAGAUUGAAAAGUCCCAAGAACCCGAUAAGCCUGCUGGUGGCGGCAAGUGUGCGGUCAUGUGAAGCUGAAGCCUGGAAAACAACAAAACGGGGUGAGACGGCAAACGGCCUUGUAUCAUGGCAUUGCCAUACCAAUGCGACAUGGCCGGCACCUGCGCCUUUCUCUGCAAAUGACUUAUCUUAGGCACAUGUUUGGUCAUGGGUCGAUUAAUGCGGAUGUGAUACCAGGGACAGACCGGAAAUUUCGAGAAGAACAACUCGAUGAUCGAGACACCAGCAACCAGUUCGGAAACAGAACGAAGUCAAGCCAAAGGGAAAUGACUGAGAAAAAGAAAGAAAGCAAGCAAGACAUCAAAACGACAACCUGAAGAGACGGAAAGAUGAUGUCAUGAAGAAAGAACAUAUGGCCGCACACUCAUAGUAUGUCUGGGUCAUGUACAAGCCUUGUCGCUGAUGCCGUUCAAUAUUGAACAUGUGGAUAUCUGUUUUGGGUGUUGGCCGCACGGAGGGGGCAACGUAUCGCAUCUCAUCCCACUGGAGAUAUGUCUAUGUCUGAUGUUUCAUGUUUCGCUGGCUUUCAGGAUAUGCUGGGAUAUGCGUGCGAUGGAUAGGUCCAAGGGAUAGACAGUUUUUUCAUUCUUGUCACGGAGAUAAUGCGGGAUACAUAUACUAGUAUUGUAUCUUGGAGAUUGGAUCUGGAUAUGGGUUGGAGUGGAUUCGAAUUGGAUCGGAUCGGAUUGGACUGGCACUGUCCUGUCCUGUCCUGAUGCCAGUGUGUCGAGUCGUGCCGGUCGUCUCAGGCCUCGCAAAUCACCCCAUCCUAUAUACCUUAUGCUCUAAACUGUAACAGUGCGGCAAAUCAAGUCAGCAUAUUCAGAUGCUUCCAA
This is a messenger RNA of Exophiala dermatitidis NIH/UT8656, 2090 nucleotides long. RefSeq names its product GTP-binding protein rhb1. The coding region runs from base 700 to 1266 and encodes 188 amino acids. NCBI's taxonomy places the organism in Eukaryota, Fungi, Ascomycota, Eurotiomycetes, Chaetothyriales, Herpotrichiellaceae. The record is from RefSeq and is a predicted model, not a curated record. The transcript has 4 exons. Gene Ontology annotation, biological process: small GTPase-mediated signal transduction. Gene Ontology annotation, cellular component: plasma membrane. Gene Ontology annotation, molecular function: GDP binding; GTPase activity; GTP binding.